Molecule: messenger RNA, 1614 nt
Organism: Epithele typhae
Lineage: Eukaryota; Fungi; Basidiomycota; Agaricomycetes; Polyporales; Epitheliaceae
Product: FAD/NAD(P)-binding domain-containing protein
Exons: 7
Coding region: 1-1614 (537 amino acids)
Biological process (GO): prenylcysteine catabolic process; prenylated protein catabolic process
Molecular function (GO): prenylcysteine oxidase activity
Source: RefSeq, a predicted model, not a curated record
AUGAGGUCUGCGACCAUCUUCCUAGCCACCACCGCUGCAUACGCCUUCCAGCUGCCGUUCAACCUCCCCUUCUUCUCCUCCGCCUCCCAGACCCCUCUCGUCGCUCCACCGCAGGAGGUGCAUGAUGCAGCCGUGCCCAACCGCAUUGCUAUCAUUGGUGCAGGUGCUGCGGGCUCUUCUGCCGCGUUCUGGAUCUCCAAGGCGAAAGAACGGUAUGGGGUCGACGUAGAGGUGGAUGUAUAUGACAAGAACGCUUGGGUCGGAGGACGUGACACCACUGUGCAGCCGUACGACGACGAGUCGGCAAUGCCCCAUGAGCUCGGCGCGUCCAUCUUUGUCAAGAUCAACAAGAACAUAUGGCGCGCCGUCGACGAGUUCGGUCUCGAACGUGUCAAUUUUGAGGACGAGGACGACGUGAUGGGUCUGUGGAACGGCCAGGAAUUCGUACUCUCGACCGGCGGCGGAGGGUUUCUCAAUGGCUGGAUGGACAAGAUCAAAAUCCUCUGGAGGUACGGCUACCACGCUCCUACGAAGACACAAGAACUCGUUGGAGCAAUGGCCGACAAGUUCGCCCGUCUGUACAAGCCGAACACUCCUCACUGGACGAACAUCUCCUCGGUCUCAGAUACUCUGGAGUUCAGUCCACUUGUGGCUCAGACCACUGCUGAAUACCUCGACCUCCAGGGUGUGAACAAGCUUUGGUCCAGGGAGCUUGUGGAGGCGGCUACUAGGGUCAACUACGGUCAAGACGUGGAUAAGAUCCACGCCCUUGAGGGCAUGUGCUCUCUAGCGGCCUACAGUGCAUCGAGCGUGAAGGGCGGAAACUGGCAAGUCUUCGACCACUUCCUUAAGCAUUCGAAAGCGAACCUUUUCCGUGAGACGACUGUCAAGUCUGUCCUUCGCACAUCGUCGGGCUGGCUCGUCCACUCCACCCUGUCCGACGUUCCCCGCGCCUACCGCACCGUCGUUCUCGCUGCCCCCUACCACCAAACCGGCAUCUCCUUCUCCGCUGAGCCCUCGCUCGCACAUGUCCCUUGGCAACCGUACGUGCACCUCCACGUCACACUCCUCAGCACGUCAUCACCCGCACCCAAUCCUGCAUACUUCAAUCUGCGCCCCGGGUCCAAGACACCGAGCACUAUCUUGACGACAUACGACGGUGUCCGUCAUGGCGGCCCCGAGCCCGAGUUUAACUCGGUGUCAUACCACGGCCCGCUGAUGAUGAAGAACGGAGAGCGUCGCGUGAACGCCCAGGGAGAGCAGGAGUGGACGGUGAAGGUGUUCUCGAAGAAGCGGGUUGACGACAAGUGGCUGAAGGAGAUGUUCGAGGGCAAGGUCGGGUGGGUGUAUCGCCACGAGUUCGACGCGUACCCGGUGCUGCCCCCCACUACGACAUUCCCUCCGGUCAAGCUCGCGGAGGGGCUGUACUACGUCAACGCCUUUGAGCCGCUAAUUUCGACCAUGGAGACGGAGACCAUCGCCGCUCGCAACGUGGUAGAACUUCUCAUGAAGGAACAGUUCGAUGCCGGCCUCUGCAAGGCGGAAGAUGUCGAAAAAUCUAUGGCCGACGGCAAGUUGGACGAUGACGAUUACGUGUACGGCUGGGACUGCUAG